This is a messenger RNA of Letharia columbiana, 498 nucleotides long. RefSeq lists its product as uncharacterized. The coding region runs from base 1 to 498 and encodes 165 amino acids. Gene Ontology annotation, biological process: negative regulation of translation; translation. Gene Ontology annotation, molecular function: mRNA binding; structural constituent of ribosome. Lineage: Eukaryota; Fungi; Ascomycota; Lecanoromycetes; Lecanorales; Parmeliaceae. The record is from RefSeq and is a predicted model, not a curated record. The transcript is spliced from 3 exons. Gene Ontology annotation, cellular component: ribosome; mitochondrial large ribosomal subunit.
AUGUCGCAGACUAUAGGCAAAACGCGCCUAGCCUACUCCCGAGCAUGGCACCACGUCUCCCUCUCCACCCCGGACACACCUCCCCUAGGCCGCCUCGCUUCUCAAAUCGCCAUCAUUCUCAUGGGCAAGCACAAACCGAUCUGGGACCCAUCGACAGACUGCGGAGACUACGUGGUGGCUACCGGUUGUACCGACGUGUACGCUACUGGGAGGAAGAUGCAACAGAAGCUGUACUACAAGCAGACCACGAGGCCCGGAGCGCUGAAGUCGUUGAACAUGGAGGGUAUGAUGAGGAAGUGGGGAGGAGGGGAGAUCUUGAAGAGGGCGGUCAGUGGGAUGUUGCCGAAGAACAAGCUGAGGAAGCCGAGGUUGGAGAGGCUGAAGGUUUUUGAAGGAGCGACACAUCCAUACAAAGAAAACCUCAUCAAAUUUGAUGGGCGGCUACGAAGAGAAGAGCCAGAAGUGAAGAGGGAGAUAUUGAAGAAAAAGUCAAUAUAG